Trichophyton rubrum CBS 118892 is the source of this 432-nucleotide messenger RNA. RefSeq lists its product as uncharacterized. The record is from RefSeq and is a predicted model, not a curated record. Gene Ontology annotation, cellular component: mitochondrion. Bases 1 to 432 code for a protein of 143 amino acids. Lineage: Eukaryota; Fungi; Ascomycota; Eurotiomycetes; Onygenales; Arthrodermataceae. The transcript is spliced from 2 exons.
AUGGCCACCACUUCCGCCCCGUCGGCUACGGAACCCCCCCCAGCAUCAGCUCGUCGAAGGGUCGAUCUUCGGAACCCUACGCCACUGUCUGCUACUCAGGAGGCAGAAGUGAAGCAGGCGUAUUAUAAAAAGGUCAGGGGGCUUUGUGAUCCGGUAAUAAAAGAAUUCGCAGCGUGCGCAGUCAACCGUACAGUUACUGCUACAUGGGUUUGUCGAAAGCAGCGGCUUGCUAUGAACGCCUGUAUGGUUCUUCACGCUCGACCAGAGAUAGAAGAUUUGGCGCGAGAAGAAUGGUUCGCCGGUCGAGAGGAGAGAAUAAGAGCCCGAGAAAGAGAAGCUCAGGAGACUGAAAAACGAAGGCAAGAAGUUAUUGCCAUGAUGAAGAAGGACGAGGAGAAACGGGCUGCAGCCAAAGCCGCGAAGAGUUCAUGA